UAAUUAUCGAGAUAGCAUAAAAGGGAUGAGAUGCUGUAAAUCUGCUCGCUAAUUGGAUAUGCCUUUAGCUCGCGCUACGAGGGAAUAUCGUUUGGGAAAUACGUGCGAUCGCGAGUGCCCUUGUUUAUAAGGUAAUGCCGGCGAGCUGCCCUUCGCGAUCCUCCUUUGCAUUAGAACAACGCGCGAUGUCUCCCGUGAGAAAGGGAAGAUAAUUAGAUUUUUCUUUCGAUUUGAAAAGACCCUUCCCCGAGAUUGGCUCGCUAUUUUCACGACGCUUUCGUGUAAAUUUUUAAAGAACGAGCGACUCUGGAAAACGGCUCGUUGCAGCCCCGGUCGAAUCUUAAUUUUAAUUAAGAAUUCGGUCUCCGACGAGGAAGCGGAUGUGUUUACGUAUCCGCGUCCGCCGGCUCGUCGUCGAUUGCUCUAAUAAAUAAUUAUCGGCGUCUGUCAAUCGGCGCGGGGGAAGCAAAUAGCCAGGUGACAUAAAAAUAUUCGAACGGACCUAUCUCGGGCUACGUCGUUUCGUCCCGACACGUAACAGCCGAACAGCGCGACACGUUAUUCAAUAAAACAUGAGCGAUCGAGCAGGAUCCAAUAAGGAUCCGAGGCAAAAGAGAAGCAAUCCCAUCCAUAUCUCUAUACGCGCGCGCUGAGGAACUCGCGGAAGAAUUUAAUUCCCGCCCGCGCAAACUUCUCGCCCCCACCGCCGUCGACAUUAAACUCGCCCGCUUCGUCUCCUUCGUCCAGCCAGCGAUAGUCCGACAUUCGCUAGGAAGGAGGAAGAAGAACCGCGUCUGCCGGCGGAUCGAGCAGCUGCCCGAAUACGACGACGACGGCGACGGCGACGUCUCGCGCGUCGCAGCGAGAGUUCGGCCGUCGCAGGAGAACGCAGGUGCAGCUACAACGAAGGGUGGCGGUGCACGGGCGGGGGGUACGGGGCCGGCAAAGCCUUGUGACGAAACGAAGGAUUAGAUGGUGGAGGUGCUCGGGGGCCGGGCUAGGGAGCCUACGGGGCCGCGCAGGGCACCUCGCACCUACCCAGGGCCAGCGCAGCUGCAGCUGCGCCGUGCGGGCCCCCGCGAGGACGUAGAGGUCCCCUCUGUGGCUCAGCUCGGCAGAGUCCCGAAGGAUCGUGGCAGCGAGCCGCGCGUUCCGCUCGGGCCCACCCGUUGCGUCCUUGAGACGAGUCGCGAAGAGGACCGAGGACGUGCCCUUGAGCUCGCCGCGCGGAACGGACGAAGCGCGAAGAGCGAGCAGCUGGAGGAGGCCGCUCCGACGGGACAGGACGAAGCGAAGGAGAAGGAGGAGGAGGAGGAGGAGGAGGAGGAGGAGGACGACGACGACGUUAGUCCUGCUGGUGGUGGGCCGCUCGCGGCCAGGUUCGAAGACAAGUCGGAGCCCGAGCCGGGCUCCUGCGUAAGGAGCGAGGCUGGCGAGCGCAAUGUGGCAGAGCGGCGGCAUGGGCACCCAUGCGGCCAACAACCCGUGGAUGAAGCUUAUGGGCAUCGUCCACAAGGAACGCCGACAUCACGACUCGGGGUCCACCGCCGCCGCCGCCGCCGCUUCUGGGGUGCAGGGUUCAGCGACCACCGGCAGCAACGAUCGGACGCUCAAUCAAUCGCUGCCGAAACUCAGCAGCCAGGACGAGGAUGGGACGAACCCCCACACCCAAUACACAGGAGUCACGCACUUCGAGCCCAUACCGCACGAUCAUGACUUUUGCGAGAGGGUCGUCAUCAACGUGAGCGGGCUACGGUUUGAGACACAGCUGCGUACGUUAAAUCAGUUUCCGGACACGCUGCUUGGCGAUCCGACACGGCGGCUCCGAUACUUCGAUCCGCUACGCAACGAAUAUUUCUUCGAUCGGAAUCGACCCUCCUUCGAUGCCAUACUCUACUACUAUCAGAGCGGCGGCCGCCUACGCCGCCCGGUCAACGUCCCGCUCGAUGUCUUCUCCGAGGAGAUCAAAUUUUACGAGCUGGGCGAGAUGGCUACCAACAAGUUCAGGGAGGACGAGGGCUUCAUCAAGGAGGAGGAGAAGCCGUUGCCGACGCACGAGUUCCAGAGGAAGGUCUGGCUGUUGUUCGAGUACCCGGAGAGCUCGCAGGGCGCUCGGGUGGUCGCCAUAAUCUCCGUGUUCGUGAUCCUCCUGUCGAUCGUGAUCUUCUGCCUGGAGACGUUGCCCGAGUUCAAGCACUACAAGGUCUUCAACACGACGACGAACGGCACGAAGAUCGAGGAGGACGAAGUGCCGGACAUCACGGACCCGUUCUUCCUAAUAGAGACUAUUUGUAUCAUCUGGUUCACGUUCGAGUUAUCGGUGCGCUUCCUCGCCUGCCCAAACAAAUUCAACUUCUUCCGUGACGUAAUGAACAUCAUUGACAUCAUCGCGAUCAUUCCGUACUUCAUCACCCUCGCCACGGUGGUGGCCGAGGAGGAGGACACGUUGAACCUACCCAAGGGGCCGGUAAGCCCGCAGGACAAGAGCACGAACCAAGCGAUGUCCCUGGCGAUACUCAGGGUGAUCAGGCUGGUCAGAGUGUUCCGGAUAUUCAAGCUGUCCAGGCAUAGUAAAGGCCUCCAAAUCCUUGGGCGGACCCUCAAGGCCUCCAUGAGGGAACUCGGCCUGCUCAUCUUUUUCCUCUUCAUCGGUGUGGUGCUAUUCUCGUCGGCGGUAUACUUCGCGGAGGCCGGCUCCGAGAAUUCGUUCUUCAAGUCUAUUCCGGACGCGUUCUGGUGGGCCGUUGUCACGAUGACGACCGUGGGCUAUGGUGACAUGACGCCCGUGGGAGUCUGGGGGAAGAUCGUGGGCUCGUUGUGCGCGAUCGCCGGCGUCCUGACGAUCGCUCUGCCUGUCCCCGUUAUCGUCUCCAAUUUCAACUACUUCUAUCAUCGUGAGACUGACCAGGAAGAGAUGCAGUCGCAGAAUUUCAAUCAUGUGACUAGCUGUCCGUAUCUUCCUGGCACUUUAGGUCUGAAGAAGGUCUCGAUGUCAGAGUCCUCGUCGGACAUAAUGGAGUUGGAAGAGGGUGCCCUGUUCACUCAUCCAGAGAUUACUAAGAAGUCCAAUUGUAACCCCCGCCAUAAUAACAAUAUCAAUCCAGCCUGCAUGAGCAUCGAGACUGACGUCUGACUACUAGUGAAGGAGACGGUGGCAGCGUGGUGGCCGUUGCUGGGCCAGUUGUCGAAGAGCAGCUGCAGCUCCCUGCGGUGCCUGACGUAGACCUCCUUCACACUUCGUCGUAGUCGUAGUGGCUGGCGCCAGUGUCGUCGCCUGCUAAGAAGCUUGUCCAGCCAGGUCCGUCAGUUACGCGGGGCGUCACAGAUCCGGGUCGCGAAUUUACGGGGGCUCGCGAUCCUCCGAGGAAGCUAAUCGGCCCUUCUUCCACUCGGGACAUCGUGAUAAGCGGAAGACAGGAAGGCAAGAAGGAAAGAAAGGAAAAAGAAACAGAGAGAAAGAUGAGCCCUGAGGUGUGAGCGAGGAGCAAGAGAAGGGGAAAAAAUCGAGAUUGCUCCCGUCUUCUCUCGAGACGUUAUCGUCGUCACUUUCCACGCCAAGUCACUCGGAGAACUUGCGCCCCACGUAAGGACCCACGUGCAAACGAAGGGGACGGGAUAUUCCUCGCUCGCGUGCGCGUGUACGCGUGCGUGCGCACGUGCGUGCGGCCCCAACCUCCCACACCACCGACUCCAGUGUUCAAAAAAAAAAAAAGAGGUAAA
Molecule: messenger RNA, 3720 nt
Organism: Harpegnathos saltator (Jerdon's jumping ant)
Lineage: Eukaryota; Metazoa; Arthropoda; Insecta; Hymenoptera; Formicidae
Gene: shaker
Product: potassium voltage-gated channel protein Shaker
Exons: 8
Coding region: 1442-3133 (563 amino acids)
Biological process (GO): action potential; protein homooligomerization; potassium ion transmembrane transport
Cellular component (GO): membrane; voltage-gated potassium channel complex
Molecular function (GO): protein binding; delayed rectifier potassium channel activity
Source: RefSeq, a predicted model, not a curated record